UAGUAGUAGCACAAUUCACAAAAUCCGAAAAGAAAAAAAAAAAAAAAAAAUCCAUUAUUUAUAGCCCUACGCCGGCGACGAUGAUUGCUUACCUGGAACCGUUUAUACAGGACACCGAUUCCCGCCGGCCCCACGACGGGUCCUCUCUGUGCGAGGCUCUAGAGCUUCAACUACAAGGCGGCGUCAGCACCGACUCACGGGACACUGGUUUAGCCGGUAAGGAUUUCGGGGGACUACAUUCAAUAACACCGUUGGCUUUAGUGAGACCAGCCGGCGCGGAUGAUGUGGCGAAGGUAGUGAAAUCGGCUUUACAGUCAUCUAAUCUGACGGUGGCGGCGAGGGGUAACGGUCACUCAAUCAACGGCCAGGCGAUGGCAGAUCAAGGGCUGGUUGUGGACAUGCGUGCGAUGGAGGAUCAUUUCCGUAUCGUCCAGAUUAAUGGACUGACCUACGCCGACGUAUCGGGAGGGGCAUUAUGGGAAGACGUCUUGAAACGCUGCGUUUCGAGUUAUGGAUUGGCUCCCAGGUCUUGGACUGAUUACCUUAGCUUAACCGUCGGUGGGACUUUGUCGAACGGCGGCGUUAGUGGCCAGGCCUUCCGGUACGGCCCACAAAUUUCCAACGUGGCUGAAUUAGAAGUCGUGACUGGAAAAGGGGAUAUUCUAAUCUGUUCCGAACAUGAAAAUUCGGAAUUGUUUUUUAGCGUUCUCGGCGGUUUGGGUCAGUUUGGAAUCAUCACAAGAGCUCGUGUUUUGCUUCAGCCAGCGCCGGAUAUGGUACGGUGGAUUAGAUUGGUUUACGAUGAGUUCGAAACGUUCGCCGGCGAUGCUGAAUCCUUAGUACGGCGGCCGGAAGGCGACUCGUUUGAUUACGUGGAAGGCUUCGUUUUUUCCAACAACGACGACCCAUUGACCGGAAGAUCCACAGUGCCGUUAGCCUCCGGUGCUAUCUUCGACUCAUCUCAUUUACCGGAAACCGCCGGUUCGGUUCUCUACUGCCUCGAGGUCGCCGUCCACUACCGGAACAACGACCAAGUCUCAACCGUGGACACGGAUGUUGAGAGGUUGUUGAGUGGGCUUGGGUAUGUGAAGGGGCUGAGAUUCCAGGUGGACCUCAGCUACGUACAAUUUUUGUCACGUGUGAAGCGUGCGGAGGAGGAAGCAAUCGCCAACGGCGUUUGGGAUGCUCCUCAUCCUUGGCUUAACCUCUUCGUGUCGAAAUCAGACAUCGUUAAUUUUGAUCGUGCGGUGUUCAAGACCCUCCUAAAAAAUGGAGUCGGUGGGCCCAUGCUCGUCUAUCCUCUUCUGCGUAGCAGGUGGGAUUCUCGGACCUCGGUGGCAUUACCAAAAGGUGAAGUGUUCUACCUAGUGGCGUUACUACGAUUCACUCCACCAAAUCCGAGACUUGCAUUGGUUGAUAAGUUAGUGGAACAAAAUCGAGAAAUUGUCAAUAUAUGUCAUGUGAAUUGCAUCGACUUCAAGCUCUAUUUGCCACACUACUAUUCAGAAAAAGAGUGGAAGCUUCACUUUGGAAAUCAAUGGAGCAGAUUCGUGGAGAGAAAAACAUUGUUUGAUCCAAUGGCCAUCCUUGCUCCAGGUCAAAAGAUCUUUGCUCGAGAUUUCUUGAUCUCGAAUUGUUGGCUUCAAAAGCAAACUUAGCCUAUCAACUUGAAGCUUAUUCUUUUGCUCAAAGAUGCAAAGUGAUUUGACUUGGAUAGCAUGCUUCCUUUGUAAAAAAAGUUGACCCAAAAGACAAAUAGUGCCAUGGAUUUUGUAUCCAAUUGAAAUGUUGUCGAGAGCUCAUUGGCUCAAGGUGCCUAUCAAUGCAAUUCAAUGGUAGGCGCCACCAUUGCCACAA
Molecule: messenger RNA, 1857 nt
Organism: Cucurbita pepo subsp. pepo (vegetable marrow)
Lineage: Eukaryota; Viridiplantae; Streptophyta; Magnoliopsida; Cucurbitales; Cucurbitaceae
Gene: CKX7
Product: cytokinin oxidase 7
Biological process (GO): cytokinin metabolic process
Molecular function (GO): FAD binding; cytokinin dehydrogenase activity
Source: RefSeq, a predicted model, not a curated record